GCCGCCGCCCGGCGCAGGCCCCCUCCGUCGGCGUUGCCCGCGCGGGGAGCGCACGCAGCGGCCAGGGGCGCGCGGGCGGGGGGUGGGGGGGCGGCUCCGGCAGGGGGCGAGGCGCUGCCCCGAUCGCUCGCGCCGCGGCUCGCUGCAAACUUUAUCAGCGCGUCUCGCUCACUCGCCGGAGACGCGAGCUGGGGGUGGGGGUGCGGGGGGGGGGCGGGGGCGCGGCGCCGGCGGCCGUGACGAGGCGCUCCCGGCGCUGAGCGCUUCUGCUCGGGGCACGCAUGGCGCCCGCACCGGCCGUCUGACCUGAUGCGGACGCCAGGGGGUUACUAUGAACGCCCCCGUCGCUGGGAUCUGGCUCUGGCUCCCUCUGCUCUGGACCUGGCUCACCCCGGAGGAGGUCAGCUCUUCAUGGUGGUACAUGAGAGCUACAGGUGGCUCAUCCAGGGUGAUGUGUGACAAUGUGCCAGGCCUGGUGAGCCGACAGAGGCAGCUGUGCCACCGACACCCAGAUGUGAUGCGUGCCAUUGGCCUGGGCGUGGCCGAGUGGACAGCUGAGUGUCAACACCAGUUCCGCCAGCAUCGCUGGAACUGCAACACCUUGGACCGGGAUCACAGCCUCUUUGGCAGGGUCCUGCUCCGAAGUAGUCGGGAAUCUGCCUUUGUUUACGCCAUCUCCUCAGCUGGAGUUGUAUUUGCCAUCACCAGGGCCUGUAGCCAAGGAGAAUUAAAAUCCUGUUCCUGUGAUCCGAAGAAGAAGGGAACAGCCAAGGACAGCAAAGGCACUUUCGACUGGGGUGGCUGCAGUGAUAACAUUGACUAUGGGAUCAAGUUUGCCCGAGCAUUUGUGGAUGCCAAGGAAAGGAAAGGAAAGGAUGCCAGGGCCCUGAUGAAUCUCCACAACAACAGAGCCGGCAGGAAGGCUGUCAAGCGCUUUUUGAAGCAGGAGUGCAAGUGCCACGGUGUGAGUGGCUCCUGCACUUUGAGGACGUGCUGGCUGGCCAUGGCUGACUUCAGAAAAACAGGCGAUUAUCUCUGGAGGAAGUACAACGGGGCCAUCCAGGUCGUCAUGGACCAGGAUGGCACCGGCUUCACUGUGGCUAACAAGCGCUUUAAGAAGCCCACGAAAAAUGACCUCGUGUACUUUGAGAAUUCUCCUGACUACUGUAUCCGGGACCGAGAUGCAGGCUCCUUGGGUACAGCGGGCCGUGUGUGCAACCUGACUUCCCGAGGCAUGGACAGCUGUGAAGUCAUGUGCUGCGGGAGAGGCUAUGACACCUCCCGAGUCACCCGGAUGACCAAAUGCGAGUGUAAGUUCCACUGGUGCUGCGCCGUGCGCUGUCAGGACUGCCUGGAGGCCCUCGAUGUGCACACGUGCAAGGCCCCCAAGAGCGCUGAUUGGGCAGCUCCCACUUGACGCCAGUGGACAUCAUCGUCAGCCUCUUCUCCUCUCGGAAGGACGCCAAUGGAUCUGCAGGGACCUUGGGCCUUUGGGUUCUGUAGGGGAGUUAUUUCCAAGGCAUGUGACCUUUGUCUCUGCAGAAAGCCUCUCCCUCUCUGGGGACCCAGGACUGAGGUCACAUGCUGUAUGCAAAGCCUGCCCUCUUCUCUCUGACUUCCAGCAUUCAAGGGUCCUAAAAGGCUGUUUGAGGGAAGAGGUGCAGGCCCAAAUCCCCGUCUCCAAUCUCCUACCCCCUCAGAAGUUUCUUAUUUCUAGAGUUGUUGACCAGAGGGGAGAACAUCUCAAAGGAGCUCUCUCUGGGUGUUCCAACACAUGUUCACCUAAAGAAAGUAGGACCCGCUACCACUGAGUGAACUUAAAUUCUUAAAAAGAGCCAGCAAAGGUUUAGCCUGAGCGACCUCCGGCAGUAGAUGGUUACUGCUUCGGGAAUGGCGACUGUCAAAAAAGACCUUAGCUUAGGAAUAUAUCUUUUUCAAGGCAUUUGUGCCCAUAGUAAAAUUGGAUAUCACAAGGCAGGGCCAUUACUAGGUGGGGCCAGCAUUGAAUCGUCGUAAUAGUACAAGAACGUCAGGAAAUGAUUGCUUUGCAGUACUGCCCUCUCAUAGGUAAAACAUUGAAGAGUGAAACUUCUUUCUUGCUUAGGAUCUGAAGGGCAUUUAAACAGAAGAUUGACGAUCUGGCAGGAUUCUCUUACUAUCAGGAGGAGAGGGAGAAAAAUUAUUUAGUGGGGAAGCAGAAAAUGCAUCUUGACACAGCAGUGCAGGUGACCUGUGGAAUUCUGUAACUGAAAAAGCUUUGAGUGCAGACUUUUGGCAUGAUGAGAUCAGGGAAACUGAGAGCUGACAAAGAGGUUUUCCGAGCUGAGUUCAGGUCUGGAGAGCCUUUCCCAUAAGCAGAGGCCUAAAAAAAGUUCGCCACAUGGGUAGAGGAACAUCAACUAGCCCCCAUCACCCUCCGGCAUAUUUAAAGACCUGUCAUAGUUAAUUGUGUUCAUCUGUUGCUCACACGAUGACAAGAUACUGUAGCCCAAGCAAAUGGCAAGGCGCUUUGUGUAUAAAGCCGGGAACCCUAGCAUAUUGUGUUACACAUGCAUCGUAACAGGGAGACUAUCAUUAAAAGAUCCAGCUGUAAUUAUGAGAACAUCAGUAUACAAAUUGUGGUCAGCCCCUGUCUUGUGCCAAAAGAUGACAUCCAGGGAAAGCGGAGAAGCUGCUUCCCCAUUCUGUAGAUUCAGUGAGAAAAAGGUGAACUGGAUUCUAUCCCCUCACUGAAUUAGGAUCUUGUUCUCAAUGUAAUUAUUCACAGAACUAACAGGAUGCUUCAUAAUAUGUAUCUGGUCUUAAACUAUCAGUGCCUGCUCGUUCUCUCAUUCUUAGACUUUUGGUAUCUCUCCCCUUGCUUUCUAGAAGGACUUUUAGACAGAGAAUUGUAGGAAACAUCCUAUCAGAGUAUUUUCUUGUCUUGAUAUUUGCCUCCUCAUCUCAUCUUUAAAAAAGCAGAAUUCUUCUCCUUUCCCACACUCCCAAACCUCAGAAUUCGCUAAUAGUUCCAAAGAGACUCUUUCCUUUUUUUUGAGCUUAUGGAUUUGGAGUGUGGGAACAGUGGCGGGUGAGUCGCUGCUUUGAGCUUAGUGUGGGUCAUUGGGGGAAGUGGUGGAAGGUUUGGCCCAUGGGUUCAGUCUGAAUCACACUGACGUUUGCUAUAAGGUGAGGGGGUUCUUCUGGGUCCCGGCAUCAUCAGCCAUCGUACAUCUGUGGAAAUAGUGGCACAUGGAAACAUUCAGAGGACACCUCAGUCCCUCUCAGUUUAUAUCUAAGGAAACUGACACCGAGAGGUGAAGGGAUCUGUACAGACAGCCACCAUGACUCCGUGCUCUGUUUCAAACAGUGAAGCCCUUUCUAGAGUAAAGCAAGCCAGUCUCUCAGGAUGAACUCAAUGGUACCUAAAUCAUUUUAGCAUCCAAGGGGAUGUUCCUUGUUUUCUCUUUUCUUUUUUUUUCUCUUGUCUUCCUGGGUCAGUUUAGAUCCGAUUUCUUUUUUAUACUUAACUGCCUUGUUCCUGAGAGGGAGCCGAGAGGCAAGGCAUAUCCAUGUAGAAGUCUGCACAGAGAGUCUGGUGGGUCGGGGGGCUACGGGACAGUGGGAGGAAGCACUGUGGGAAGAAAGUGAAUUAUUAUUCCCUGUGUGUGCUUCUGAAGUAGAGACUCUUCAUUCCUGGAAAACAACAUUUUGUGAAGAUCAUUUCAAACUCAUCUGCUUUAGAGUGUGGUAGAGGACCAGCAUGAUUAUGAUUCUAUAAUUAAGCCCUUGAUUAUCUGAGACUUUUAAAAGAAUGUAUGGAACUAAUGACUCAACAAGUAGAGAAUAAGAGAAUCCACUCAGGUCCAAUCCCCUCGCAAAUUUCCUCAAGGGGAGGGGGAAGUCUACAUUGAAACUUUCUAAGCCAAGAUUAAUAUUCAUUCAUUUUCAGUGAUAUACAAAGUAGUUUCUCAUAUGAGGAAAUCUUAGCUAGCUCAUGCGUGUUUUCUACAAUAACCUGCACAUGACUUUGAGACAUAGCAAAUGUGUUGUUUGCCUCAAUAUAUUCUCCUCUUUUAACUCAGUGGUGCCAGUGGAUCAUGUCUGGAUUCUGUCACCAUGCUUUCUUCAUUUUCAUCACUGCAGCCUGCACAUCCCCUAAGGCUAGGAAAGACUGAAUUCCCUGCCUUGGAAGACCCGUGCCUUCCCACCAGUGGCUUCAGCUCACACACAAAUGCCCCCAGUGGCAAUUCCACGCUUGGCUUGGCCUCUGUUUCUACCCCGCAUAUUAUUGAACCACAGGGAAAUGGGACACAAGGCGCCCCAGAACACUGUCUGCUUUCCUUUGUCUGUGUGGGUGUCACCAGAUUGAAGGGAACGUGCCAGGGAAUCCAAGAAAGGAUGCUUUAGUCUGCAGGGCACCAGAGGAUAGGAGUGAGGGGAAGAGCCCUGUCAUUCUUGGGGCUACCUGCCGAGCCUGACGUGGUUGGAGAGUUGUGUUUGUCUGCUCUUGUUGCCAGCUCCACCUUCCUUCUGUUUGUCUUGUUCCUGUGGUAUCAGGAGCUCUGAGACUCAGGCAGGUGAUCAGGUUUCAUUUCUGUCGUGUAGCUUUGCUCUGUCCUGAUCCUGUGCUCAGGAGUGAACCCCCAGCAAUGAUCAGGAGACCUUGACCAGUGCCAGGGAUCAAACUGGCAUCGCUGCAUUACUAGGCAAGCCCCUUAACGCUCUGUACUAUCUUUCCAAGCAAUCUGUUCCAUCCUCACAGCCGUGUCCCUUAUGGUGGGAGUUGUCAUACCACUUGAAAAAAAGACCCCAUUGCUCUUUAAAAGAGGGUAACUUGAAAGUUAGACAACCCAACUUCACAUGGCCACUUAGAAAAGAAUCCUGCACCGAUUCUACAAGACCCAAAGCAGGCUUCUCUGCCAGGAGCAGCGACAUGACUGUGCAUGAGAGUGUAAUGGACGACGACGUUUGCAGGCCCAGAUUUUGUUAUUACUUCUGUCUCUCCCUCCACUCCCCCACCCCCUUUUUUUUUCUCUCUCUCUCUUUGAGGCUGGCCUGGGGCUGGUGUUGUCUUGCUAAGUGAAGAACACAAAUCUCUCCUCUUACCAAAAUAAAGGCUCUCAAAAUAAAGGCUCAGAAGGAUGUCCAAUGGACCAGAACCAUUCUUUUGUGUCUAUUUACUGUACUGCAAUCUGGGUUUCCCUAUAUCAAGAGCAAGAGUUGUACUCUUAACAAAUAGACCUCACCAGCUCUCCGGCUGGUAAAUUGCUUUUGUCAGGUCUGUGCUGACCUUCUGAAAAGCAAUCUGCCAAUGCAGGCUGACAGCUCAGAUGUGCUUAUUUUGACCUUCUCCUUACCUAGGCAGAGAAAAUUUUCACUCAUCCAUGCGAAUGUUCUUUACAUUUUUCUGAGGAUCAGUGAGGUGACAGGUAGUUUGCAAAGCCCAACAUGAUCACUAUUUUUCUAAAUCAUAGUUGUUCCAACUCUAGUUUUUUUUUUCAUGAUGUUCACAUGGAUUCCUGUCUAACCAAACCUCCCACUGCCACAAGCUAAUAAAAGUGUCACAGCAGAUUGUUUCAAAGAACUAUUGUUAUUUACAAGUCUACAUUUUCUGUGAAAUCAAAACAUAAUAAAGUGAAUUUUCAGUGUUGACUUUGUUAUUUUAAACUUGUGAUGGUCUUGCCAAAGUCUCUGGUGAAAAGAAAUCCCUGCAGAUUCUGGAAACGAUUCCCCUGUCUUUUCUCAAGACUACACUUAACACAGCUUGAUUAAGAAGUCUCUUCAACUUUAUAACAAUUUUCAGGGAAGAUAAGAAGACGAUUGUCUUAUUAUCCUAAUGACUGCUCUUGUUAUUUCAUGGGUAAGACAUACGGGGGUCAGAUUGAGAAAUUGUUUGAGAUUUUCGGCCUCUCUCCCUUGUGGUUACCAUCUCUGUGUAUGCCACUCAUAGUACCAGCAUGAUUCACAGGAUAUAUGAAUCCAUCAUCUUCCCCGAUAGCGUGAGACCCUCCCCUACCAAUGUCUCCAAAUUGCUGCUUUCCAUGUACGUGCUUGCUCCAGCCUGAAGUGGUAUUUUCUCAGCUUGAUUGGAAACAUACAAUGUCCUUCACCUCUUUAAUGAGAUAUUUACAGCCUAAUUGUAUGUGCUAUUUAUUUAUAUGCAAGCAGCAAAAGCUCAAAAAAUGGAAAUAAACUCUCCCUCGGCAAAGUAAA
Sorex araneus (European shrew) is the source of this 6195-nucleotide messenger RNA. RefSeq names its product Wnt family member 2 (gene WNT2). Gene Ontology annotation, molecular function: cytokine activity; frizzled binding. The coding region runs from base 332 to 1417 and encodes 361 amino acids. The record is from RefSeq and is a predicted model, not a curated record. Gene Ontology annotation, biological process: multicellular organism development; neuron differentiation; canonical Wnt signaling pathway. The transcript has 5 exons. Lineage: Eukaryota; Metazoa; Chordata; Mammalia; Eulipotyphla; Soricidae. Gene Ontology annotation, cellular component: extracellular region.